This is a messenger RNA of Orbicella faveolata, 656 nucleotides long. RefSeq names its product putative ATP-dependent RNA helicase DDX46. NCBI's taxonomy places the organism in Eukaryota, Metazoa, Cnidaria, Anthozoa, Scleractinia, Merulinidae. The record is from RefSeq and is a predicted model, not a curated record. Gene Ontology annotation, molecular function: ATP binding; RNA helicase activity; nucleic acid binding.
GAUAGUGUCUCAAUACAGUUGCACCUUGUGUCUUUAUGUAACAAGAGAUACGCUUUUCUUUUUUCCUGAAACUGUCUUAGGCUUAAUGGCAGGGAUUAUCACUUUUAACACACUAUCCUAGCAAGUCACAUUCUCAUCCCCGAAGAUCAUACUCCUUUUGGUCAGCGCCAAGAAUCGCGACCUCUGGGGCUGGUCCAACACCAGAAGUCGAUGUCCGGCCAGAGGUUGCAUUUCUCGGUGCUGACCAAAAGGAGCGCGGCCUCUGGGGACGAAAAUGGGCAAGCCACUGACUGGGUGUUACUUGGUUUGAUUUCUGAACUUCUGUUGCAGAUAAAAAAGAUAAUACAAGUGUUGCUAAUGGAAAAGUUAAAGAGGAGCCGCAGGAAGAUGAUGAUACUGACCCACUGGAUGCUUUUAUGGCUGAUGUGAACAAAGAGGUGAAGAAAGUAAAUGCGCUGGAUCAGAAGAAGAGAGUCGGCAAAGCUGGGAAGGCAACAGUGAUACAUCAUGUCGUCACCAAAACCAAAAAGAGGGAUCCAACCAAAGGUGAAUUGAUGGAAAAUGAUCAAGAUGCAAUGGAGUAUUCGUCAGAGGAAGAUGUGGAAGAGGAGACAAUCGAGUCAACUUAUGCACACUUUAAAACCAAGAAGAAGAAG